UUUUCUUUCACCAGAAAAUUAAUUUUUCUUGGGUUUGACUUGACAUUUAUUUCUUGAUUUAGAAUUAAAUUGCUUUUGAUUAGAUUUAAUUUCGUUUACAAUUCUAUUUAAAUUAACAAUUCACGUAAGUUUAUCAAAGGAAAAUGGGAGCACUUUUAAGUGUAUUCACUGUAGGCCAAUUGGCCUGUUGCUGUUCGAGUGCUGCUUGUAACUUGGCCUUUUGUGGUCUCCAAUCAUGUUUCUCCUCGAUUGUUACUCGUAUCAUGUUCGCCAUGAUGUUGUUCCUAUCUACUUUACUUUCAUGGAUCAUGAUGUCACCCUGGGUAACAGAGAAACUUCAAGAUGUCCCGUUUUGUAAAAGUGGUUCAGGAUAUUCUUCAAUGUGUCAACAAGCUGUUGGUUAUCUCUCUACAUACAGAGUUUUAUUUGCCCAAACAAUUUUCUUUCUUCUUUUCUCACUCAUCAUGUUGAACGUAAAAACAUCAAAAGAUGGAAGAGCUGCCAUUCAAAAUGGAUUCUGGGGUCCUAAGUUUAUGCUUCUCAUUGGCUUAAUGGUCGGAGCUUUUUUCAUCCCUGAAGCCGAAACAUUCGGUCAAGUCUGGAUGUACUUUGGACUUGUUGGUGGUUUCCUGUUCAUUUUGAUUCAAUUAAUUCUCAUCAUUGACUUUGCUCAUAGUUGGGCUGAAAGUUGGGUUGAAAAGAUGGAACAAACCGAAUCAAGGUGGUGGUAUGCAGGUCUUGUUUUCUUCACCCUUUUCCAUUACAUCGCUGCGAUUACUGGAUACGUGUUCUUGUACAUCUAUUACACCUCAGGGGAAGGAUGUGGUCUUCAGAAGUUUUUCAUUUCUACAAAUCUUAUUGUUUGCUUUGUACUUUCUGCUUUAUCCAUUUUACCUGAUGUCCAAGAAGCUCAACCACGAUCUGGACUUCUUCAAUCAUCCCUCAUCACUUUAUAUUCAAUGUAUUUAACUUGGUCAGCAAUGAACAAUUCAGCUGACAAUUGUAAACCAAACAUUUUCCAACACGGAAAGGACAAAAAUUUUGAUGCCAUGUCUCUAGUCGGACUUGCAAUUUGGUUUGCAUGUAUUUUGUAUUCAUCAAUUCGUACCUCAAGUAACAGUCAAGUUGCAAAGAUCACAAUGUCUGAACGUAUUCUCAUGAAAGAUACAAGUUCGGAUGGAGCUGGUACCCUUCUAAAUCAUAACAAUCAAGGUAAUAGCGAUGGUGAAAACGGAGGAAUGGUCACUUCAAACGACAAUGAAGAGUCACAUAUAUACGUCAUGAUGACCCUGACUAAUUGGUAUAAGCCUGACUUGAAGAGUGGUAAUCUUAAUCAAAAUGAAGGUUCGAUGUGGAUUAAAAUUAUAUCCAGUUGGUUUUGCUGUUUACUCUACAUUUGGACCUUAAUUGCUCCGAUUGUCUUACCAGAUCGUGAUUUCAGUUAAACGAUCAACUCUACGACUGUUUAUCAUUCUCCCUGAUAUCAUCUCACCUUUUUUUCUAGCAACUAUUUUUCUUCUAUUUUUCUCGUUCAAUGUUUCCAUCGUUGAAUCCCUCUUUUUUUGGCACAUUUGAAACCAUUUGAAUCAUGAACAUUAUCCAAAUCAUUUGAACAAAUAUCUACACUGUUUAUCAUGUCACACCUCUGAUCAUGGUUAAGAUGAAAAGAGUAUUGAAGAUUAUCAACUCACUCGUUGGAUAAUCAAUUUACAUGUUCACCUUAUUUAAGAAAAAACAAAUUGUAUUGUCAAACAAUUGCCGUAAUUGUAAACAACAUUCAGGUCAAACCAAAAUGUGGCCAAAAAUUUUUGAUAAAAAUACGCAAAAUUAACUUGA
Panonychus citri (citrus red mite) is the source of this 1836-nucleotide messenger RNA. It is a transcript of the gene TMS1, whose product is annotated as serine incorporator 3-like. The transcript is spliced from 9 exons. NCBI's taxonomy places the organism in Eukaryota, Metazoa, Arthropoda, Arachnida, Trombidiformes, Tetranychidae. Bases 144 to 1445 code for a protein of 433 amino acids. The record is from RefSeq and is a predicted model, not a curated record. Gene Ontology annotation, cellular component: membrane.